Molecule: messenger RNA, 1822 nt
Organism: Symbiodinium necroappetens
Lineage: Eukaryota; Dinophyceae; Suessiales; Symbiodiniaceae
Source: the annotation of a GenBank genome assembly
AUGGCGAGUGAAAGUGAUAGCUCCGGUGCCUUCAACUCCGCUGACAUCGAGCGAGAGCACUUGGCCACACUGGACGCUCCCAACCGACGCCUGUACUUGGAGGAGCAGGAGAAUCGUGUACGACGUGCAAGGCUGGGGGAAGUGUUUGGGCCACCGCCGCCGGAACCGACCAGGAGUGCUCCCACCACGCCGCGUGCCGCCCCUGUUGGUGAGACUGCACUUACUGGGAGCCCCAUUACGGCCAGACGUCGCUCUCGCACUCCACCGAGAAUUUCGAGACGCUCGAGGCAUGGUGGAGCUGAAGCCAGCUCGCAUGGACCGACAUCGGCGACAUCUGCUGCAGGCCUCGAGGGUACGCCUCCUGCACCGAGCUGCACAUACUAUGUCGAGGAGAUGCUGUCAGAGGACAUCUCUCGCACUGAUAUCCCCGCCUGGGAGCAAGGCAUGCCAACUGAUAUGGAGCUGGAAAAUGCUGCUUUGUUGGCCGAGACCUUCCAUGGUUGGAAGGAUGCUGCCCGACCAGAGGCUGCUGCAGAGGUGGUCACCCGAGAGGAGCCAGCUCGCAGUCGGAGCCCCAGGCGUGCCGCACCGACUGAUGUGUUCGCUGGCACGGUGCCGGGAUCUCUUGCCGCCAGCGCGACCGCGACCGAUGGCCACAGCUCCAGAAUCGGCACCACCGCCGGCACGUACAUCUUGGAGCCGGCACAGGAAGCCAAUGGGAUCGUCAACAUUGUCCUUACCCUACGUCUUGCCCCGCCACAGCUCUACUCUUCCGUCACUGUACAUAGCCCUGACCUGAGAUUGGGUCUCUCUGUACGGCCAUCUGGCUCCUGUGUCAGCUCAUCUCUUUUUCCGUUUUGGUCGGGUAGUGCGACCGGGGCCUGGCCUGCAGUGCCUGCUGCUCCUUGCUGCAUGGGACGUGCUCAGCGACAGCGUCGUCAGAGUGCUCGCCCUGGGCAACAGAACCGCCAGCUGACCUCUGAUUCAACGGAGGAUCUGGUCACGGCCCCCACAGCCUCUUCUGCUGCGGAGGAUGAGUCACCUGACUUCUCUUCUCAUCAGCUGACGUCCCGUGAACGAGCUCUUUUCAAUUUUGUCACAUGGAGCACAAAGGAGCCGCCUCCCAUGACUAUCUUUGUCAGGCCUUAUCUGCAGUCGUUGGUUCGCUCUGCCUCUGCUACAAAGGAGGCCACUGGAGAUGAUGAAUCCGUGGAUACAGUGAGACCACCUAUGACUCCACCUACCCGUCCGGAUGUACCAGGUGGACACUCUGAUAGGCGUAUCAGUGAGGAUGGACGACUUCUUCCCGAGCCGAAACACUCCUCUGGACCCUCCACUGCCGAGGCUGUGCGCUCUCGCAAGCGUCGAAAGCUAUCUCGAUCGAUCUCAUCGAUCUCCUCGGACUUUGAUCUGGGCUCUCUCUCUCGGCCUACCCUUCCUUGUCCCGUGGAUCCACGUGGCCGGUCUCCGCUUCCCCGGCGGAGACGUUGUACCCGACCUCGUGAAGCAGAAGAUGCUACUGGAAUUUCCCUGAAGGGCGAACCCUUUCUACUACCACGACCCAAGAAGUAUCCUCUGCAGCCGCCUGUCACCGUGGACUCGACCCCGACAUCAGUCAUCGACCCGGCGCCUCCUAGGGAGCAGCAGCAGAAAUCUGCUAACCCUGCUACUGUUUCUGCCAAUCCUUCCGCCAAGACGCCUCAUCGCAAAUUUCGCACCCCGAAGACGGCUCAGAAGUUUCCCAAGAAGAAGCAUGGGUCUGGUGGCACAUCUGCUCGUGGUGGGAAGGAGCAGGGCAAGGUCGUGAAGGCCUCUGCUGAUC